This is a messenger RNA of Naumovozyma dairenensis CBS 421, 3252 nucleotides long. It is a transcript of the gene TTI1, whose product is annotated as Tti1p. Gene Ontology annotation, biological process: chromatin remodeling. The record is from RefSeq and is a predicted model, not a curated record. Gene Ontology annotation, cellular component: cytoplasm. The coding region runs from base 1 to 3252 and encodes 1083 amino acids. Lineage: Eukaryota; Fungi; Ascomycota; Saccharomycetes; Saccharomycetales; Saccharomycetaceae. The transcript has a single exon.
AUGGUUGCUAUGAAUACACAUGUUACAAAUGACUCUCGUUCUGCUUUUCUCCAGGUAAAACCUAUAUGUGUUGCAUUAUCACAAAUUGCGUUCCUGCCGAAAGAGUCUUUCGAUCCCGAAUCUAAGACUUUGUUAGAGACAUUGAAGAGCCUAGAAACGGUUUUAUCGAGUUUCCCAGAUGCUUCGCUUUCUUUGAACUUUGCUGAUUAUGUUUUCAUACCUUUAUCAAGUCUUCUUAAACAAAAUGAGUUGGGUCAAUCUCAAACGGAAUACGUACUAUUGAUAUUCUGUCAAUUAUCAAGACUUUGUUGGCUCCUGCGUGGUACUUUAUCAGAGAAAUUGGCUAAACAAUGUUUUCCACUGCUGACGUUUUUAAUUAGUCCCGAUAAGGAGAAUUUGAAACUGAAAGAGGCGUCUAGUCAUUUCAAAAUCUCUGCUGUGAAGACAUUGUAUCAAUUUUUCAAAUCCUUAAAAAACCAAUCAUAUUCAACCACGUACUUUCAAAUUGAUAAAAAAGAUGCGCAACUACCUACUUUGGCCCAUACCAUUUCGAUUUUCCUUGAUCUUCUGCUGGAUAAUCCCCAAUCACCAAACUUACUAGAUUCAAUUUUAAAUUCCCUUAAUAUUCUUUAUUUUGACAUUAUAAAAGACGGUGAACUAUUAUCAUUUGUACUUCCAGGGAAUGUAUCGACUUUAUCAAAGGUUCUUAACCUUCCCGGGAAAACGGUAAACUAUAAAAUCGUAUGUCUUACGCUGAAAACUCUAGGAUCAUUAUUACAAUUAGUCUAUAAUGAUUCUGUACUGGGUGUUCAAAUCAUCUCUAAAAUCCAAGAUUUAAGUGAUAUAACUAAAACGAUUACUGAUUUUGAUGAUAAUGAUAUCCAUUCUCAACUAGAAAGUAUAGAAAUGAACUCGCCUGGGAAUCAUAGAAAUUCAAAUUGGUUAAAAGCAACAUCCCAACAAGUAAAUUUGGCCUUGAAGGGGUUUAUACCAAGGCUGAUAUCAAGAAAUAAUAGGCAAAUAGAUGAAUCGUUAGUGUCAUUUGUUUCAAGUUUGAUGCUGGACUGUUCAUCCUCAUUAAAGCCUUGUGAAUCAAUAUUCAUAGAGACAUUAGUAUCUUUACAACAAAAUCCGUUAUAUCAAUUAGCAACACAUAGUAAAGAACUAUCAAAAUAUGUUGAAGAUAAGUUGCAAAAUUUGAACAGGUUUAUUCAAUUCGAUCAAUCCAAUGAAAUAAAAUCAUUGAAUUUUGCUACAAAUAUUCUGGUCAAUAACGCUAAUGAGAAAAUCAGUAAUAUAUCAAUGAUAACCAAUGAUAUAAUCAAGCAAAUAAAUGAUUCGUUAAUAGCAACAUCAAAUUCAGAUAGCCGGUUAUUAUCCAAUGUUAAUGGUAAGUCAAAACAGAAAAAAGUUAUAGAACAAAGUAGUAAUGUAAUAGUAAAUGAUCUACAAUCAUUCCAAAAUUCAAAAGACAAUACUUUAGGGAAACAUCAAUUAUUGCCUAAAAUAUCGAAAGAGAUGGAACAUGAAAUCACCAAUUUAUUAAAUCGAAUAGGUUCAAAUAUGGAAUCUCAAGAUUUACAAUUUUUACUGAAUCAUUUGUUAUCAAAUCAAACCAAAAAUUCCACUUCUCUUUCAGAAAAAAUGAUUACUCUAUGGACUGCAACUCAAUUAUUAAAUAGUCACGGAUCGGACCAUUUCUCUAGCCUAUCUAUUACAAAUGAGGAUAAUCCCGAAUUUUUAACCUUUAAUGAUAGAGAUGAACAGCAAUUAGGACCGCAAUAUAAUGAAGCGUGUUUUACCAUUUUAGAAUAUUGUAACGAUUUAUCGGAAGAAAUUUCAAUCAAUUUAGAAUCGUCAACACAUUCGAUGACACAAGAAGAAGAACGAGCACUAUGUAUCGUGCUAUAUUCCAUCAGUAAUGUAAGCACACUGAUGGGAACUGAUUUUGCUAUGGAAUUAAUUGACCAUUUAUAUAUUGUUAUUGAUAACUUGGCAAAUUCAUCUUAUUUAGUACGUUCAUUUGCUCAAUCUUGUUCUAUAAAUAUUGCUAAUUUAUUAUAUGAUGGAUCAGUGAAAGAACUAAUCUUACAAAAUGUUGAUUAUUUAGUGGAAUCCAUUGCAGUGAGAUUAAAUUCCGGGAUGAUGAAUCAUGUUGGAACUAUAUUAAUGGUUAUUUGUAAAAUUGCUGGAUUCAAAACUAUAAGGUCCUUCCAAGAUGUUAUUGAAACAAUUUUCAAAUUAUUAGAAUAUUUCCAUGGUUAUUCUGAUUUAUGUUUAGAAUUUUUCCAAUUAUUUGAAAUCAUUAUAUUAGAAAUGAAAAAGGAAUAUUUGGCUACUAAUACAGAUGAUAGACGAUUGGAUCAUCAAGUUGGUAAUGUCAACAGUUUCAAACCAUGGGGGAUGAAGAAUAUUGACCAAUUAAUUCAAGUUUUAGAGACGUUUGAAGAAGGCGAUCAACUCACAAACCCGUCACCUGAUGACUAUCCCCUAGAUGAAGAUGAGCCAAAGAAUUUUCAAGACUAUUUUGAUUCUAAAUUAAGAGAAGUAGACAGUGAUGACGAAUCAAUAAUGGACGAAGUUCAAAAUGUCGAAGGAGAAGGAGUGCUAGAAAAUGAUGAUGGUGAAGAGGAAGAAGAAGAUGAAAAAGACGACGACGAGGAUAAAUGGGUUUCACCAAUUCCAAAUGAUGCAUACAAAAUCUUAUUACAAAUAUUUAGUUACAGUGAUAGAUUAUUAACACAUCCGUCAAAACCAUUAAGGAUACAAAUUUUACGAACAUGUCAAAUUUUAAUUCCAAUGAUAUCUACACAACAUUCAUUAUUUCUACCACAAGUUGCCCAAUUUUGGAACACGGUGGUGAAAUGUAGUCUUGAUGAUGAUUUUAAUAUUAUUAAAUAUUCCAUGGAAUGUAUUGAGUUAUUAAUGCAUUUUGCAGAUGAUUUUAUAACGAAACGGUUUUUCGAAUUCUGGUCAAGAUUAAAGAAUGAAUCAGUUCUAUUGAAAAAAAUCAAUAAAAUUGGGAAUAUAGAAGGAAUGAAAUCACAAGCUUUACAAAAAUUCCCCAUUAUCAUAAGAGAUGCAUUGUUAGCGAUGUCAAAGAUGUUAUUGGAAGGUAUCAAAAUUACAGAAUUUUCACUUCCUGAAACGAUAAUGGUAGAGAUGAUUGAAGUUUGCCUUAAUGUCUUACCUGUGGAUGAAGUUGCAAGUAGAUCUUUAGUUAUUGGCGAUAUCGUUUGGAGUAUGAAGUGA